Molecule: messenger RNA, 798 nt
Organism: Lutzomyia longipalpis
Lineage: Eukaryota; Metazoa; Arthropoda; Insecta; Diptera; Psychodidae
Product: glutathione S-transferase theta-3-like
Exons: 3
Coding region: 72-761 (229 amino acids)
Biological process (GO): glutathione metabolic process
Cellular component (GO): cytoplasm
Molecular function (GO): glutathione transferase activity
Source: RefSeq, a predicted model, not a curated record
AUUCGCUUCAAUUUGUCUUUAGUGGUUUACAUCAAUUUUUGUGUUUUCUGUGCUUUUAAUUCAACACGAAAAUGUCCAAAAAUAUAAAACUUUAUUCAAAUGUUAUGUCCCAGCCAUCAAGAUCUCUCCAUAUUCUCUUGAAUAUGGCAGAAAUUCCAUACGAUCCAGUAACAAUUGCCUUGAGAGAAGGUGAUCAAUUCACAGAAUCUUUCUCAGACGAGGUAAAUAAACUCAGAACAAUUCCUUGCAUUAAUGAUGAAGGCUUCAAAGUGGCAGGAAGUGUUACAAUUGUGAGAUAUUUAGCAGAGAAAACUGAUGAAAUUACGCAAUGGUAUCCGGUGGAUGCUCAAAAGCGAGCACGCGUUGAUGAAUAUCUGGAAUGGCAUCAUCUGAAUACGCGAACACCCCUCUCUGGAUACUUUGUGGCAAGCUGGCUUAUACCACGAAAGACAAGGAAGCCACCAAAUGCAAAAAAGAUGGAAAAACUUCGCAAUGAAGUUAAUAAAUCUCUGGACUUGUUGGAAAAUUUAUGGCUCCGCAGUGGGGAUUUCUUAAUUGAUAACCAAUUGACCAUUGCAGAUAUUUGGGCUGUAUGCGAGAUUGAGCAACUCUCACUAACACCGUUGGAUGUUAUGAAAGAACGUCCCAAACUCAAAGCUUGGAUGGAGAGAGUGAGAAAUGCAACAAAUCCCUUCUACGACAAUGCUCACAAGACUUUAUGGAGUUUUAGUCAUAGAAAUGAGCAAAAAUCCCAUUUGUAAAAUUCAUGAAGGUGCAAUAAAAUUAUUUUGAACAGGU